GAGAUGAUCAUCGUCGAUGCUUCUAGAUUAAUCCAUCAGUUAUAGUUCGACAUUCGGAGUGAGAAGAUGCAUAAAUUUGUGAGUUCAUUGUUUGGCUUUUCUGCUGUGGUCAUCUUCAUUUUACAGCUAGUGAUUGCAAAAGAGGAAACAGGACAUUCGUGGAGUGACCUUGUGAAUUCAUUUGUGCAUAAGGAUUUCUACUAUUAUUUAGGAGAUUAUCUUUAUGGAUCACCAAUCAGUUAUAACCAUCCCGAUCAAAUUUAUUUGAGAGUCGGAAAAAAGUGGGAAAAGACUAUUGGUAGUUCCAGUCAUGAAGUUGUGUGUGAGAGAGCGUCGGAGAAAGAUUAUUAUAAGCUUGAUACAAAUUUUUUACCCAACUUAUACAUUUACAGCGACAAAAAUGGUGUAGCAAAUAAAAAUAUCUUAUCAUAUUUCACAUCCAUCGAAAGAGAAAUUUGGGUAUGCAGAAGUCGCCUGCCCCAAGGUAUCUGUAAUAAAGCGCUAAGAGGUGUGGGAGUGAAGAUGAAAUCUUCACAGCCAAUAAGCUUCUACCGGAUUGUUAAUGUGAUGCAUGGCAUACAGCCGAUGAAUAAGAUAUUCUAUUUUGAUGGAAUCGAGGUGUUCAAGGACAGAUGCGCCAUGAGACAAGUGGAUGAUAUGGGUGAAGCUGACACGGCUACCUUUCGGGAAAUUAAAUAUGUUGAUCCAUCUGAUAAGAAGGUUGUACGAUACAGAGGGAAGGUGUUCCUCAAAACGGAUCCUACUACCACCACAAAACCCAGAUGUGAGUUAGAGUUAGUAAACAGGAAUGGAGCUACCAGUUAUUCCAGCAAUCUACCGCUUUGUGCUCUCAAGAGACGAAAUAAAAUAACUGAAUCUUAUUCAGCUUUCGCAGAUGAUGGACUAAAGCAUGUGAAUAGUGUAUACUUCUCAAUAAUCAGACAAGAACUCUGGAAAUGUUUCUAUGUUGACGGUAGACAUUUCUGGAGAAGAAUGACAGUUCUUGUAGGAUCUAUACCGGUACAGGAGAUAGAAUACUAUAGUGGGAUCAGUGUGUGGAGAUACAGACUUGAUAGCUCAACAUACAGUGUCAAAAUAAGAGAAAUAUUUUAUUACAAGCCAAACAAUGAAAGAAUAGGCCUACCUGUCAAAUUUGGUGGAGUGGUGAAACUUAUGAAGCCGCCGAAAGAGAGACACUAUGAGACAAAGUUGAAAAAACAUACAUAUAAAUAUAACAAAAUGAGCAACCAAAUGCCAACACGUUUGUAUCCUGAUUAUGAUGACGAUACUGAUGACGAAGAUUUACUAGAUAUGGGAGCGGCAGUAAUAUAAAAAUUCCGAUGCAAUCUAAUCAGCAAGUUUUCAUGUGUUAUUUUGUCAUCACUGCUAAAUAAAAUUUAUAAAUCACACCCAUUCUUGAGUUAUAAGCAUGUCAACCAAAUCUGGGAGAUUUGUAUUUUCCAUGAAUAAAACAUAACAUCAUUGAUUUUGCAAAAAUGGUAAAAAAUUAAAAACGCUCAAAAUCUUAGGAAUGAUAGAACUUGACGAGAGUAACAAUAAUAUGUCAUCACAUUGGCCAAAUUCACUCCUAUUCUUGAGUUAUAAGCAUUAAUUUGAAGAUGAGUGAUUUUUCUGAUCUGAGAGAGGAGGAAAGAUUCUAUGUUUCAGUGAUUAACUCACUCUGUAUUGUAGCAAAACGUCUCAUAUCAUUUUAGGUUAGGUUAGGUUAGGUUUCGAUUCCAACCCAUUUUACAUUAUACAUUUUACAUUAUUUAUGGGUACAUUAUUUACAUUAUUUAGGUUAGGUUUCGAUUUCAACCCAUUUCACAUUAGAAAUUUUACAUUAUUUAUUAUAUUACAUUUUUUCUCAGUUGAAAUCGAAUCUUCAAUUCAAUAAAACUUGAUAGCAAAUAUCAGUGUAAUCGAUAUGUGGACUUAUCAUAAAUUUUACCAGGAGUUUAUCAGAUACACUUGUGUUGAACAUCCUACUGUGACAAAGUUCUAUUUCUGAAUUAACAGAUAAUUCUAAACAACAUAAAGGGUAAAUAAAUUCAAAAUAACUUUAAAAAUAAAGUUUUAUUGAGUAUAAUAAAUGAAAUUUGUAUAGUUGUUUUCUUUAUUAGUGAGGUUGGCAAAAUUGAUGACUUGUCCAGGCUUCACCCGAAAGGCUUUUUAGCUCUCUCAUGAAAAAAUGGCUGCUGGCUUGUAGAAGUGUUUCUAGUUCUCUUGAAAUUUUCUAUAGAAUUGAAAUUUAAAAUGUUUUAAUUGAGAUCUGAAUAAUUUUAUUGUGUUCUAAAUUUGUGUUGAAUGUUUUGUGUAACAAAGUUCUCUUUCUGAAUUAACAGAUAAUUCUAAACAACAUAAAGGGUAAAUAAAUUCAAAAUAACUUUAAAAUAAAGUUUUGUGAAAGCCUGUUUUGAAAGUUUUGAAAGCCUGUAGCUAAGUAUAUAAGCUCAAUAUGAAUAGAUAAGUAUUUUAGCUUGUAAGAAUUUUCUGUUUAGAUACCAAAUGGUUUUGUUCACUAAAUAUUUGUUGUAAAUUGCCCAAGUAUUAUGAAAAUUAAAUUAUAAUUUGAUUUGCUCUGAA
Messenger RNA from Nilaparvata lugens (brown planthopper), 2586 nucleotides. RefSeq lists its product as uncharacterized. NCBI's taxonomy places the organism in Eukaryota, Metazoa, Arthropoda, Insecta, Hemiptera, Delphacidae. The transcript is spliced from 12 exons. Bases 67 to 1332 code for a protein of 421 amino acids. The record is from RefSeq and is a predicted model, not a curated record.